Owenia fusiformis is the source of this 671-nucleotide messenger RNA. NCBI's taxonomy places the organism in Eukaryota, Metazoa, Annelida, Polychaeta, Sabellida, Oweniidae. The record is from the annotation of a GenBank genome assembly.
UUACUACAUGCAGAGACAUAAAAAACCUGUCUCUGCUACACGGUAUUUUUAGAUUUCACCCGACUUUGACUACAUACGUACCCCUAUUCCCCAAACCACCAUCGACCAGGAUAUACCAAUUAUCAAAUCUCGAUCGCGUUUGUUUCUUUUUGACUACCUUACCCUGCUUAAUGAGCCGACAGCCUACCGUGACGCAGACAGAAUACAUACCUGCACAACAGUGUGUAUUGCAAUUGGACGUUAAUGUCGCCGAGCCGAUACACGUCGCUCCUCCACAAGAUGGCGCCGGGUUGUUACAGGACCUUGUUUUCGAUUUUGUCCCACCACCACAAGCCACGCUACAUGCCUGCCACGCACCCCAAUCUCCCCAGUCACCAUCGACUAAAAUGAAAUGGACUCCUGUGUUUACUUGUGGACUAUUUUACUGGGUUCUCACUGCUUUCUGUCAUUUAUUAAUAACAUGUAUAGUGCCAGCACACAAUGUGGCAGAUAUAUCGUCCUCGAGGUGCUUAAAGUCAAUAAGCUUGCAUACAAUAAUUUUAAAAAAAAACAUUGUAAAAUUCAUUUAUGAACAAACAUAUACCUCGACAGCAAUGUGUGUUACAAGUGGACGUUGAUGUAGAAACCCCGGAACAAGUAGCUCCGCCGCAAGAUGGCGAGGGAUUGUCACA